AACAAUAUGGCCGAAAAAGUCAAUAAAGAAAGAUAACGGAUUGAAAUUAUUGCUUAAUUGUUGAAAUAAGCGCCACAUUAAUGUUGUAAAUUAUUUUGUUCGUUUACUUUUUGAUAAUGGAGCAACAACAAAGGACUUUGAUAAUAUUCACAUUCUUUCUGGCUCUGAUAGGCAUCACUUUAAUUGUCGUAUCUUUGGCCACAGACAACUGGGUGGAGUCUAACCCGCAAACGCUUAAAAAUAAAACCUCUGGAAGCGGUUCCCAAAAAAGUGACGUCAAUUUCGGAUUAUUUAAAGGAUAUAGGAAUCUUAAUUAUGGAUUUGGACAACGGAAAUCUGGAUUAACAGUUCAUUGUGAAGCAUCUGAAGGUGUUUGUGUGGUUUAUCCAGAUACAGGAUCAAUUUCAGCAUCAGAGUAUAUACACAAUGCCCUAUACAAUGUUGUUAAAAACAAUACUAAAAACAACACAGGAACAGAUGAUGUGCCAUUGUAUAUGAAGGGUUUGUUUAACUAUGGUUAUUGGGUGAGCUCUAUCAUCAGUGCUGCACUGAGUGUCGUAUUUGGGCUUAUAUCUAUGGGCUUCGCUAUCUUCAAUAUUUGUGGGAAACCAAUAGAGACAAUCACUGGACCUAUGGGCUUGUACAUUUGGAAUGGCAUUGCAUUUCUGUUUGCUCUUCUUGACAUGGUCAUGUUCCUCAUUCUAUUUUUAACGUCACUGAAGAAGAACUACCUGCUAGAAGAUGAUAGCGAUAAAUUUGAAUUAACUGACUACACAAACUUUGGUUACUCUUUUUAUCUUGUGCCAGGAGCUGUCGCCAUGUACCUUAUAAAUAUUAUACUUCUUGUAUGUUCCGGAUACAAGCUGAAAUGUUCAUUCUCAAGCGAGGCAGAAAAGGUUGUAGAUAACGGAAUGAUUCUGUAUUAAUUUUUGAACUGAGGAAAGCAUUUUUUUGUAUAAACUUGUGAAAUUCUUUUUUUAAGGUUGUUGAUGAGUUUUUAUAUAUAUUUGUUUUGUUGUUGCUAGAUAUUUAUUUUGUUGUUAUCUUCAUCAUCUUCAGACAUCUUAGAAAAAGUUUUAGUCCUGUAAGGUACAAGCUAAUGUCUACAAAAGGACUAGAAAGUUACACAAUAUUCAACAGUAAUAUAAGUAUGGAAAUAUUUCUUAUAAAGAUAAAAUCAUUAUUACACAGUCAUGUACUGACAUACAUUAGAUUGUAAAGUAUAUUACUGUAUUAAGAUUCAAUGUAUGAUGAAUGAGAGGAAAACUGCAGCUGUUACAUAUACAUGAUGAUAAUUGGCACUGCAGAUAUCACAUUGUAUUUUAAAACAACCCAACUAUUACAUGUGCAUUAACUGCUGAAUGUUAUGUUUUAUGAUAAGAGACUUUAUUCUUCAGAUUUGACAUCUGUCUAGGGCAGUGACUUGUUACAGAAAUUUGUCUUUCAAUGAUAUGGUACAUUGUAUUCUAAGUUUGUUUUACCUGUCAGUUAUUUUAGUUACUAAUAAAAAAAAGGUUGUCUUAGGACCUGCUAU
Molecule: messenger RNA, 1534 nt
Organism: Ruditapes philippinarum (Manila clam)
Lineage: Eukaryota; Metazoa; Mollusca; Bivalvia; Venerida; Veneridae
Product: clarin-3-like
Exons: 4
Coding region: 117-926 (269 amino acids)
Cellular component (GO): membrane
Source: RefSeq, a predicted model, not a curated record